This is a messenger RNA of Drosophila sechellia, 500 nucleotides long. RefSeq names its product proline-rich proteoglycan 2. The annotation marks the transcript as partial. The transcript has a single exon. Lineage: Eukaryota; Metazoa; Arthropoda; Insecta; Diptera; Drosophilidae. The record is from RefSeq and is a predicted model, not a curated record.
CGAGGUGGCCGUGGAGGUCCUCGAGGUGGACCCCAAGGUGGACCCCAAGGUGGACCCCAAUGUGGACCCCAAGGUGGACCCCAAGGUGGACCCCAAGGUGGACCCCAAGGUGGACCCCAAGGUGGACCCCAAGGUGGACCCCAAGGUGGACCCCAAGGUGGACCUCAGGGUGGACCCCAGGGUGGACCUCAAGGUGGACCACAGGGCGGUCCUCAGGGCGGUCCUCAGGGCGGACCCCCGGGUGGACCGCAGGGAGGUCCCCAGGGUGCUCCAGGUGGACCCGGUGGCCCCGGCGGACCGUGGGGACUGCCUCCAAAUGCCACUCUUCCCAGCAACAGCACUACCACCACCACUACAACUACCACCGAAUCCAGCACCAGCACCACCACGGAAGCCAGCACCGAGUCAUCCUCUGCUUAGGGCUCAGGACUCCAGCCAAUCUAAAAUCCAUUUUUGGCUUGUUCUCCUCCGCGCUUCCGUCGAUAUUAAUAAAAGUCUUU